AUGUGCCAAGCUCGUUUAGAUGCUCCCGUUCUUCUCUAUGUUCACAAGGUUGAAAUGGAAAAGGAAAAUUGUUGUGGUACAAGUCCCAGUAAGAUGAACAAGUCAUUGAAAAGGAAUUGUUCAGAAUUAUUGUUGCAAAGUUCAUUUGUCUCAAAGAGCAAAGUCGACUGUGAAGUGAUGUUAACUAUUGCCAAAACAAGGGGUGCCAUUGCUAAAACUAGAGCAAGACUUUCGUCUCGUAAGAGAUCAAGACAACACAAACAUGAGAUAGAAGAUGUAGAAAGUGAGAGGGGUAGCAGCAGGUGGUUAACUCAGGUGUGUACUGGAACUGCUUACAUUGUGUCACAAGAAGAGAUGGAAUCAACUGGCAAUGGAAAGAAAAUGGUUAUUCGUCGCAAGACAAAAGUGAACAAAUGA
This is a messenger RNA of Corticium candelabrum, 417 nucleotides long. RefSeq lists its product as uncharacterized. The record is from RefSeq and is a predicted model, not a curated record. The coding region runs from base 1 to 417 and encodes 138 amino acids. The transcript is spliced from 5 exons. Lineage: Eukaryota; Metazoa; Porifera; Homoscleromorpha; Homosclerophorida; Plakinidae.